Harmonia axyridis is the source of this 1088-nucleotide messenger RNA. Its product is annotated as death-associated protein 1. Lineage: Eukaryota; Metazoa; Arthropoda; Insecta; Coleoptera; Coccinellidae. The record is from RefSeq and is a predicted model, not a curated record. The transcript has 2 exons. Gene Ontology annotation, biological process: negative regulation of autophagy; cellular response to amino acid starvation; apoptotic signaling pathway. Gene Ontology annotation, molecular function: death domain binding. Bases 121 to 414 code for a protein of 97 amino acids.
UAUUUCAAGGUCAAAUAUUUACUACGUGUAAUUUGUUUACUUAUAAAUAUUCCAUAAUCGGCAAUAUUUAUUCAUCCAUAUUGUUGCAAUUCAGUGAAUUUAUAUUUAAUUAUACUAAUCAUGUCAAGCCCUAAAAAUGAAUGUGAACUUAAAGGUGGUCAUCCACCAGCAGUCAAGGCAGGAGGUAUGCGUAUUACUCAGCAUAAAACUAGAAAAGAUUCCGGUGGACUUUCCGAAGAUACUACAGGAUUAACUAUUACCAGCAGCCCUCCAAAAACAUUAACUAUUUCAGGAGCUGUUGCUAAAGGCUAUGCUGAUUUUCCUACAGAAGCUGUACAGAGCUUCCAUAAAGAAAAACCUCCAGUACAACAUGCUAGCAGACCGCAAGUAAAUAUUCAACAGCCAAGAAAAUAAAUAUUUCCCUUUAUGAUAUGGGAAGUAUUUCAUAAUUACUUUUCCUUUUAAUUGAAGAACUGGUUGCUUUCAAUCUACAAUUUUUAUUGUAUCAAUUGUUUUCUGAUUUUGUCUAAACAACUCAGUGAUGAUAUUAUAUCAGAAAUUGAAUAUAUAGCAACUUUAAAUUUAUAGUUUUGGGUUUGGGAUCUUUGCUUUCAAUAAUUUGCUUUUUUCUCUCUUCAUGCAAAAAAUAUUACAUUUUAUUUCAAUUUAGAUGAAAAAUAUGUUUUUGUAACCUUAGAUUAAAAAAAACUUCAUAAUCUCUUAAUAUGAGUAAAUCAGGUUGUAUUGUUAGAUGAAGUUCCUUUGUAUUUAUAUCAAAGCAUUUUAGCCUUGUAAGAUAAUAGAAUUAUUACAAUUUUUAAACUUAAAAAAUGGGGUUAAUAUUGGAUUAUUAUAGGGUUUAUAUAUUUUUAAUAUUUUAACAUCAGUGACUAUAGUAUUCUAAUAUAUGUUGAAAUUAUGAUUUGAAAUUUUUAUAAAAAAGUUAUGGAAUGAUACUAAUUUUUAUUUUGUUCAGAAUAUUAAUUUUGUUGAUUCUCUAGAUUCUUUGUUUCAUGUGUAUUCUUUGAAGUUUUUUACAUCUGUUUUGAUAAAUGUAUAAGUGAGAAAUAAAAUGAAAAUGUCUAAAA